GGAUUAACAAAAACGCUAACUCACACGUUUCUUUUUUUUCUACUAUUGAAUUUGAAGUGAGCAGAGGAAGAGAAGGAAAGGGGAUAGAAUUAGGGUUAGGGUUAGUGAAGGAUGCCGAAGAAUAAGGGAAAGGGAGGGAAGAACAGGAAGAGGGGAAAGAACGAAGCAGACGACGAGAAGAGAGAGCUGGUGUUCAAGGAGGACGGUCAGGAAUACGCACAGGUCCUUCGCAUGCUCGGUAAUGGCCGAUGCGAAGCCAUGUGCAUCGACGGCACAAAGAGGCUCUGUCACAUCCGCGGCAAGAUGCACAAGAAGGUCUGGAUCGCCGCCGGCGACAUCAUCCUCGUCGGACUCCGGGACUACCAGGACGACAAAGCUGAUGUCAUCCUCAAGUACAUGCCCGACGAGGCUCGCCUCUUGAAGGCCUACGGCGAGUUGCCUGACACCACGCGCCUCAACGAGGGUAUCGGCGCCGGCAUCGAUGAGGAGGACGAUGCCACUGCCAACGACUACAUCGAGUUCGAGGACGAGGAUAUCGAUAAAAUUUAGUUUCAUUCUCUUCUUAAAAUAUGUUUCUACUCUUACUAUUUCAUGUUUGCAUAUCAUAUCACUUAUCAUAUAUCUCUGCUUUGCCUUAUAUGUACUGUUCAAUAAUACUCAGAUUAUCUUUUAGUUUCUCUUUUCUCUUGGCGCUGUGUUUGUUGGGUGUUUAUGAUUGCCAUUAUGUGUCUUUUUUGUGUGAUUGUGAUUGUGCUGCUGCAAAGUGUUCUGUUGUUGUAAUCAGUUUUUGAACCUUGCUGUUUAAUUAGAGGUUGGUGGAUUGAUGGUUCAAAGUUUAAUUGAUAGAGAAUGAAGGGAUUAUUGGUGUUGUGUGUUUAAUCAUGAUCAUGUGGUGUGUUAUUUUGGUUUGAUGAGAUGGUGAAUUUUCAGUGUAGUUAUGGGAUGCUGAUAUUAUUGGACUGGUAGAGCUUGUGAUUGUCAUGUUUCAAUACUCAGAGAGUCCCAUUAUUUGAAAUGUUUCGUGAAAUGAAAGAGAAUGUUGCUUUUAUUAAGAAGGGAAUAAAAGUGUGGGAUUAUAAAGCUAUAUGUCAGAAUGAAUACGUGCAACAUUUGUGUCUUCAUAUUGCGAUAUGAACAUAAUUGCUUAGUGGUCACUCCGUUAGGAGACAUUAGGCCCCCGUAUCUUAAUCUGAUCACUGGUCGAACCGACCAUGAGUUAGAGACCUAAUGCUUUGCCAAGUAAAUUGUAUUUUAAUUUUCUUUUGGAUAACAUGCUUUUGACUAAAACUUCAGACCUGAAUAGGAAGUAAAAU
Abrus precatorius (Indian licorice) is the source of this 1313-nucleotide messenger RNA. Its product is annotated as eukaryotic translation initiation factor 1A. The record is from RefSeq and is a predicted model, not a curated record. Gene Ontology annotation, biological process: translational initiation. Lineage: Eukaryota; Viridiplantae; Streptophyta; Magnoliopsida; Fabales; Fabaceae. Gene Ontology annotation, cellular component: cytoplasm. Gene Ontology annotation, molecular function: translation initiation factor activity; RNA binding. Bases 112 to 549 code for a protein of 145 amino acids. The transcript has 2 exons.